Durusdinium trenchii is the source of this 1478-nucleotide messenger RNA. The record is from the annotation of a GenBank genome assembly. Lineage: Eukaryota; Dinophyceae; Suessiales; Symbiodiniaceae.
AGAUAUUGGCUCGAAUUACACGAGCCCGGGCUUUCAAAAUCUUUCAAAUGGGCGUUGUAGGGAAGAUUUGGGACGUGGUCUCUUGCCAGAGACGCAGAGCCCAGUCCGACAAAGACACCGCACAAACAGUGCCACAGGCUGCCGAAGGAAAAUCGUCAACUGUGGAAGCGCAAGCUGUGGCCAAAGCUCUUAAGGAGAAAGGCAACGAACUUUUUAAAAAGCAUGAAUUGGAAGAAGCGCUUUUCACCUACACCAAAGCAGCUGAAGCCUACAACUAUGACGCCAGCAUUUGGUUGAAUCGAUCGAUUUGCAACAGGAAACUGGAGAAUUGGGAAGAUGCGGCAACUGAUGCAGAAAUUGCCCAAGAACUAGAUCCCAGCAAUGUCAAAGCCUACUACAACAGAGCAAUGGCCCUACAGCUUGGAAGCAAACUUGAAGAGGGACUGAAAGUGUGCAAGAAAGGCUUGGAAGUCCAAUCGGAUAACAAGGCUUUACAACAGCUUAAGGCAGAUUUGCAAAAAAGCAUCAAGGAGGAGCAAGCUGCAUGUCCUGGAGAAAUUGCAUCAGCUGCUACUGUCAAUGAGACUUCAGUGCAAGAUGCAGUCCAACGGCCUCAAACUGGACCUGAUGGCGAGUACCUGUGGCAAAAGGAAAAGCCAAGCGAAAGGGAGCGAGAGGGAUACAAGCAGGCCAUGCUUGACAUGUUCCGAUCAAAGUACGAAGAGCUGAAGCAGCGUGCUGAAGCGGCAAAAUCUAAGCGAUCAACCCUGCAGACAGACCACUAUGAGGACAAUCAAAAGCAAGGGCUCAUUUUGUCUGGAGGUCAUAGACCUAUGGACAGGCCAGAGAAUGUAGAUCUACCAUCCAAGUACCAAGAACCUGUCGGGCUUUUAUCACCAUCAGAGCUGGAGGAGUAUGGCUGCGACAACAGAGAUCGGAGAUACUUGCUGUCAGUCUAUGGCAAUAUAUUUGAUGUCUCCGACCGUCCCGACAAGUAUGACCCGGAUGGUCCCUAUGCGAGCUUGACCGGAAAGGAUUUGACCUGGGGCUUGUUUGCCGGCGUCGACACUGUGGAGUACACCAACAAGUUUUAUGACCUUUUCAAAGCACGAGACAUGGGAAAGGACAAACUUAUUGGUGUUUGCAGUUGGCUUGCUUGGUAUGAAACCGAGUAUGGAAAGCCUGUUGGCAAGCUGGAGCCAUGGCAACGGGAGGCUGAACUGCCGGCCCCGCCACUGGAAGAAAUUGAGGAGGCGUGUGUGGUCAUGUGAGUGAAGCAUGUGGCCCAAGCUUCAGGACCUUUCGGUUGCAACUUUUGGGAUUGAAUGACCUGAAGGAAAGACCGCUGCAGAGCUUCAAGGUGGAUGGGAACACCGCAAGGUGAUUUCUCGAUGUACAAAGAUCAAAGACACUUGUGACCGUUGCCACCCUGGUUCCCAAGAUGGUGUACCAGGCGCGCUGAGGUUCGGAAUCCUACA